GAGCUAGAGAAUGGCGAGUUUACAGCGCUACCGGAAUGCACCUGAAGGCAUCAUCGGUAGAGACUAUGAGGAGGAGCUCAGCUAGCUGGUAGCUGCAUGAACACACUGAGCAGAGCACACCCAGCAGCCAGCGAGCCACUCGGUGUUAAACAGGCACUACCAUGUCGGGGAAGAGUUUCCGAGUCAGCGACGGGGACUGGAUUUGCCCUGAUAAAAAGUGUGGAAACGUGAACUUUGCUAGAAGAACCAGUUGUAACAGAUGUGGUAGGGAGAAAACUACAGAGGCAAAGAUGAUGAAAGCUGGAGGAACAGAGAUUGGGAAAACUCUGGCUGAAAAGAGUCGAGGCCUCUUCAGUGCAAAUGAUUGGCAAUGCAAAACAUGCGGCAAUGUCAAUUGGGCUAGGCGGUCAGAGUGCAACAUGUGUAACACCCCAAAGUAUGCCAAGCUUGAAGAGAGGACAGGUUAUGGUGGAGGUUUCAAUGAAAGAGAGAACGUGGAAUACAUUGAACGGGAGGAAUCUGAUGGCGAAUAUGAUGAAUUUGGUAGGAAAAAGAAAAAGUUUCGUGGAAGGAGAGACAGCACACCUUCCGCAAAAGAACCUGAAAAGAAAGAAGUAGCAAAAGUAGUAGCUGCAGCUGCACCUGACGAGGAGGAGGAAGAAGAUGAAGAAGAAGAAGAUGGUGACCUUUCCAAAUACAAGUUGGAUGAUGAUGAAGAAGAUGACGAUGGAGACCUGUCAAAGUACGACCUGGACGCCAGUGAUGAGGAGGGGAAGCCAGCUGAGAAAAAGGGCAGCCCUUCGGGUUCGUCCCGUUCCCGCUCGUCCUCGCGCUCCUCCAGCUCCAGUUCACGGUCGAGGUCCAGGUCCCGCUCGAGAAGCUCAUCCAGUUCCAGGUCUGGAUCUCGCUCGAGGUCCCACUCCAGAUCCAGUUCUGGAAAGGGCUCCUCUCCCCGGAAGAGGUCCCGCUCACCCUCCUCCUCACCUGAGAGGGGACAGAAGCGCAGUCGCUCCAGGUCCUCAUCUGGAGAGAGAAAGCGGAGGCGUUCUAGAUCACGUUCGUCCGAAAGGCGCCGCGGACAGUCCUCUGGAUCCUCCCAUUCUGGCUCCAGUCCAAAAAAGGAAUAACUUUAUUACAGCCUUUAAAACAAGACAAAGGAACCUUAGUAGGAAAGUGCAUGUUGGGUUGCAAGGAAAACAACCACAUCAUUUCAGUAUGCUGUCCUUUUUCAUAGCAAAGUCUUAUUUCCCUCAAAAAAAAGACAGCGGCAACAUGACUUCUUCUUCUCUCUGCUGUUACCCAUCAUUUCAAGCUCCCUUUCUAAAACCACAUACACCCCCAAUCUGUGACAAGUGUCUAACUACAGGUGUCCAAUAAACAUAAAUGUUUGGUCCCAUAAGAAAAUCAAAUAUACUUUGAAGAGGCAUUUUAAAACCCAUAUCUUCAUGGCAGUACAUUUUAUUCUACUCAUCUGUGGAGACAUUCAAGUAAACAUUUUUAAUUAUUUUUUUUGGCCCUAGGAAAACAUUUGAGAUUAUCUUUAUUUUUUUAAUAAAUACAUUCUUCAACAUGAAGUUGAAGUACUUGAGCACCAAUUAAGAAAUAACAGACGUAGCAAUGAAUUUUGGCCCCUUUUUAUUUUCUUGAUAAAUAUAUAUUUUGUGUUUUCAAGGUAAGUAUUUUACUUUUUUGAUAUUGCUUGUAUUAACUAAAUGGCAGUAAAUUCAACAUUCUUUGGUUGAGGUGUUUAGUGUUGUUUUUUUUUUUUUUUAUUCUUGACACAAUUGUCACCUGUUUUACCACUCAGUUACUCCUCUUCAUUUGUCACUUGGGAAACUAAAUGAAUUCAAGAAAUUACUGAUAUUCGUGCCCCAGAUUAGUACACCCCAGAAUAAUAAAACACACCAUACAUUAUGUCCCGAUUCAUGGUAGAAUGUGGCAAUACAGUCCUUUUUAUUGGUGGAACAACUCAAAUGUACACGUGUAAAUAAACUCCUGUCGACAUUG
Messenger RNA from Sebastes umbrosus (honeycomb rockfish), 2007 nucleotides. RefSeq names its product zinc finger, RAN-binding domain containing 2 (gene zranb2). The record is from RefSeq and is a predicted model, not a curated record. NCBI's taxonomy places the organism in Eukaryota, Metazoa, Chordata, Actinopteri, Perciformes, Sebastidae. Gene Ontology annotation, molecular function: lipopolysaccharide binding; RNA binding. Gene Ontology annotation, biological process: RNA processing. Bases 162 to 1127 code for a protein of 321 amino acids. The transcript has 10 exons.